Molecule: messenger RNA, 1235 nt
Organism: Aspergillus steynii IBT 23096
Lineage: Eukaryota; Fungi; Ascomycota; Eurotiomycetes; Eurotiales; Aspergillaceae
Exons: 1
Coding region: 156-1037 (293 amino acids)
Molecular function (GO): protein binding
Source: RefSeq, a predicted model, not a curated record
CCUCUGCCCUCGGUCCUGACCAGAGAGGGGAAAGUCAAAGACCUCAACUUGAAGAAUUGAAGACACAGAAAGAAAAAGCAGGGGAGCAAAAAAACUGAAAGAAAAAAACAAAAAAAUCAUAAGAUAACGAGGAAGAAAAAAAAGUGCUAAUCAAAAUGUCCCCUCCCCAACAAGCUCCGGGCAGCCCAUCUCCGGGUCCUCCGUCACACCCAACUCAGGAAGAAACCCCACAUCAGGUCCAGGAUCCCAAGGAACAGGGAGAGAUCAGUGACCAGGAAGAGUCGGACAAGGCACCAGAGUCGGAGCUAGAGUCGAGGUCGAGGUCGAGGUCCGCCACACCAACCUCGGAACAAGGACAAGGAUCAGAAUCAGGAUCAGCACAGGAGCAGUCCAAGGAAGAUGCCGAAUCACAACCAGAAGAUGAACAACAACAACCUCCCCUACCGGACGAAGAAGCGCCGCCGCUCCCCGACGAGGCCGCCCCCGGAGACGACGAUGGCUGGCAACCCGUCUGGGACCCCUCCGCCCAAGCCUACUACUUCUACAAUCGCUUCACGGGCGUCUCGCAAUGGGAGAACCCGCGCGUGCCCUCGGAGCCGCAGCCCGGCGUAGACGACGCCGUCGAGCCGUCUUCCUCCGCUGCCAAGAAGGCCCCUGUCAUUGGGGGGUAUAAUCCCGCGAUCCAUGGGGACUACGAUCCGACGGCCCCGUAUGCGCAGCAGUAUGAGCCCGAGGACCCGGCGGCGGCGGGUGCGGCGGACCCGGCGCAGUCGUAUGAGAUGACCGGGGCGUUCAAUCGGUUUACGGGGCGGUGGCAGUCCGACGCGCAGAACCCGGAGCAGCACAAUGAUGAGAAUAAGUCGCGACGGCAGAUGUAUGCAUUCUUUGAUGUGGAUGCGGCGGCCAACACGCACGACGGGCGGAGUCUGCGGGCGGAGCGGAGUGCGAAGAAGCUGAGCAAGAAAGAACUGAAGAUGUUCAAGGAGAAGCGGCGGGAGAAGAAGGAGGAGAAGCGACGCGCCUGGCUGAGGGAUUGAUUUUAUUCGUUCGGGACUGACUAGGAGGAAUGGUCGUUUAUUACUUGUGAUUAUGAUACCUCUUGCGUUUUGGCGUUUGUACUGUAUUCAGUUGCAUAUAGACCGUGACUAGCUGGGCUUGUAUAUGUAUCAUACCUGAUUAUCCAUUAUUUCGAGACUGACGUGCUUGCGUCCAGCUAGUGGAGAAUGCAAUCCUAU